Molecule: messenger RNA, 1430 nt
Organism: Pieris brassicae (large cabbage white)
Lineage: Eukaryota; Metazoa; Arthropoda; Insecta; Lepidoptera; Pieridae
Product: structural maintenance of chromosomes protein 2-like
Exons: 10
Source: RefSeq, a predicted model, not a curated record
UAAAGUGGUUAUACUAUAACUAAAAUAUCCUGUAUAAUUAUUGCGUAGUCAACCUGUUGUUUAUACAUUAUAUAUGCAAGCCUGAAUGAAUGCAAAAGGAUAUAAAAUAUUAAUGAAACUACAACUCUUAACUUGCGUUGGUUGUAAUGGGUGGCAAAAACAAAUAUUUAAUAAAUGGGAUUAAUGUCCAGAACAAGAGGGUAACAGAUCUAUUCAGCUCAGUACAGCUAAAUGUCAACAAUCCACACUUUCUCAUAAUGCAAGGAAGAAUUAUUAAAGUAUAGAACAUGAAACCACCUGAGAUUUUAUCAAUGGUGGAAGAGGCAACAGGAACAAGAAUGUAUGAGACUAAAAAACAAGGAGCUCAGAAAAUGAUUGAAAAGAAAGAUGCAAAACUGAGAGAGUUAAAUGAUAUAAUUCGUGAGGAUAUAGCACCAAAGUUGCAAAAGCUACAAGUUGAAAGAUCCCAGUUUCAAGAGUAACAAAAGGUUGUGCGAGAAUUCGAAAAUUUGACACGUCUUCAUGUUGCCUGGCAGUAUGUAACAGCUGAAGAGAAUGUGGUGGAAGCCAACAAUAAAGUAACUGAAGUAAAGAAUGACAUAAAGCAAAAGCAAGAUAACAUUGAGGGUAAUAUUGCACGAGCAACAGAGGUUGACCAAGAAGUGGCUAAGCUUAAUCAGAAACUUGAUGAGGAAAGUGGCAGUGUACUAAAAGACCUCGAGACUGAAUUGCAAGCGGCAGAGAAGUCAGAUGCAAGUAUGGCGGCCGCGCACCGCGCUGCGAAGGAAGCUGUCACAGCCAGCGAAGCUAAGGCGAAGUUGUUGCGACGCGCAUUAGCCGAUGAUAAAACUGCACUCGCUGAUAAAAGGGCAGUCCUUACUCAGGCAUCUUCGACGUUCGAUAAUCUCCGCAGUGCGAGCGAGGCUCAAACUCAGGCUCUGGCCGAAGCACAAGCUCAAUUCCUGGCGGUCAGUACAGGACAGGAAGAUGCGGGGGAAUCUUUACAGAACCAGCUCAUGGCCGCAAAACAGCAAGCACCGUAGGCGUCUACCAGAAUCUCUCAGAGCAUGAUGGAGAAGAGUCAUGCUGAAGAGCGGCUGACGGGUCUGGAACGUGAGUUCAGCUCAAGUAGCUCUCAACACCGACGGGACUUGGAAACUAUUGCCGAACAACAAGCUGUUGUCGACCGGCUGCAGAGUCAGCUAUCUGAAAUGAGUUUUAAUGAGGCUCAAUGCACCGAGACUAAGGAACGUCUACGCACUCUACAAAGGUCGCGCCGAUGACUUGGCCUCGAGGCUACAACGCUGUAACUUCCGCUAUACACCGCCACAACUGAACUUCGACUCUAAUAGAGUUGCUGGCACGGACUGCAGACUGAUCGACGUCGUCCAUGACAAAUACUGUACUGCACUUGAGACUGCGGCUGGUGG